Maniola jurtina (meadow brown) is the source of this 1170-nucleotide messenger RNA. RefSeq lists its product as uncharacterized. The coding region runs from base 124 to 1098 and encodes 324 amino acids. Lineage: Eukaryota; Metazoa; Arthropoda; Insecta; Lepidoptera; Nymphalidae. The record is from RefSeq and is a predicted model, not a curated record. The transcript is spliced from 5 exons.
UUAUGGUUAUUUUUUGUAAAUAUUGAUAAAAAUACUUAAUAUUGAUUUUAAUAUAAUAUACUGUUAAAAGAAUAACUUUGUAAAUUUUUUAACAGUUUGCUUUGAAGGGUCUAAUGCAUCUGAAUGAAUUUAAGACGUAUUAUAUCUGAAAGUUCUCUCAGGUCAUCAACUUCCUCGCGCAAAAGUUUAAAAAAAAUAGAUGAAAUCACAAAGCUACAAGACGAAAUCGAAUCACUUAAGCUUAAUACAACUUCGUUAAAAGUCUUGUUAGAAAAUAGGGACCUUGCUUUUGGUAAUCUUGCUCGUGAAAAAGAAAAAUUGUACAUUGAACUCAAAAGUGCACAGAGGACUUAUAGGAAUUUACAACAAGAAUUAGUCGAUGAAAGAGAAAUCCAUUCCAAAGAGAAAGAAUUUUUGUUGGAUAAUAUGAAAAGGCUAUCGUUAAAAUUAGCAAAUAGUGGGGCUGCCGAUGCUAUUAUAAGCGAAGAAGAACAUAUUUUGGCAUUACAAAAUGAAAUUAAAUCAAAAGAUGAGGUGAUAUACAAUGUUUGUAGUAAAUAUUUUAAGUUAAAGAAAAGUAAAGAAGAACUGCAAAAGAAGUUUUUUGCUCUACAAAAGCAUACAGAACAGACAUUCGAAACUAUUAUAACGUCUUUAGAGGAUAACAAGAAUUCUUUAGAUUCAUUGCUGGAUGAAUUAAGAGAAAGUGCUAAAAUGAAUCCAAGUCAUAAGAAAUAUAUUAAGUUAUUGAAAAUUAACGCCGAUCUCAAUUUCGAAAAUACCCAAUUGAAAUUGUUUCUUAUUGCUAAGAAUGAAUUCGAAUCCAGUGGAGUUAAAGAAAACGCAUCGAGCAAUGCUUGUUCGCAAACCGAGAACCAAAUUGAUGCGUAUAAAAUCUUGCAACGACAAAAGUCAACGUAUUUUGUCGACAAUGUUAAUCGACGGAUUAAUAGGAGCACCUGCACAGAUAACUAUUAUACUCGUCUAGAGAGCACCUGUAAAGUAGCUGGAGUUUUUAGUAAACAUAAGAAUAUCAUCGGGAAAAUCCGCUAUAGAUCAAUGUCUGAUAGUUUACUACCGAAGGAUUUUUAUAAGUGACUUAUAGAUCUUACCACACUGCAUAAAAAAAUUGCAAUAGCUUGUUUAUUGUUAAAUGGCAACACCGGUCCC